AUGGAGACUAACUCCUCCAGACCAUAUAAAGGAGAACUUCCAUCAGCACCACCAGAGGAGCUGAGGAUCCUUUGCUCUCAUUUCUCCUCCGUUUCACCACCUUCUCCACCUGCUCCCUCGUCUCGACGCUCCGCAAGCGCCGCUAUGAGCCAACACUUCUUCAGAUUUGGGAGUGGAAACUUCAGCUCUUCUUCUGCUCACUGUGGCCCACGGGGCGGCUGGAGAAGUUCAUUCCCUGUAAGCUACUACGAAGACAAUAGAGGAGAUAGAUACGGUGGUUAUGGGUAUGGUUAUGGCAGCAGGAGUCUCCACAACCUCGGUGGGUUCAGGAGUGUUCCCACUGGUGGAGGCUAUGAAGAAGUAGGAUAUGGAAGGUGCCUGGGGUUUGGUGGGAGGAGAUACCUCGACACGGGCUUUGGAGGAAGGGGGUAUUUCAUGGGCCCUGCUCUUGGUGCCGAAUCGGGGCUCGGCAGCGCGUGCGGAGGAGCCCUGGGCAGGAGCUGCUCCGGUGACCGCGGGGCCGGGCAGGGUCUGGGCCAGGCUGGCGUCCGCAUCGAGGGGGUCCGUGUCAACACCAACCUGCUGCGGCCAAUGCACGUUGAAGUCGACCCCGAGUUCCAGCGAGCGCGGUCAGAAGAGAAAGAGCAGAUCAAGGCUCUCAAUGACAAAUUCGCAUCGUUCAUAGACAAGGUUCAGUGUCUGGAGCGGCAGAACCAGGCGCUGGUGGCCAAGUGGGAGCUGCUGCAGCGGCAAAGCGCCCGGCCGGAGGACGCCCGGAGCGUCGCCUCCUUCUUCCAGGCGCACGUCAGCAACCUGCGGCGGCAGCUGGAGACGCUGCGGGAGCAGCGGGAGCAGCUGGACCCCGAGGCCCAUGGCCUGCUCCAGCUGGUCCAGGGCUACAAGAAGAGAUUCGAGGACGAGAUCAACAAGCACGCGUCCAAAGAAGAGGAGUUCGUGGAGCUUAAAAAGGAGCUGGACGACGCCUACAUGGGGAAAAUGGAGUUUGACGUGCGGGUGGAAAUCUUGAAGCAGCAGCUCGAGUUCCUGAGGUGCUUACACGAGGCUGAGCUCUCCCAGCUGCAAACUGUAGUCGGCAACACCGACGUCAUUCUGUCCGUGGACAACAGAGACGUGAACAUGGACGGCAUCAUAGAAGAGGUCAGGCAGGAGUACGAGGCCAUUGCGCAGAGGAGCAAGGCCGAAGUGGACGCCAUGUACCAGGGCAGGUACCGGGACCUCCAGGAGCUGUGGGUCGACCAGCGGGAGCGCGUGAGGAACAGCUACCAGGAAAUCCAGGAGCUGGCGCGGCAAAUCGAGCGGCUGCAACGAGAGAUCGAAACUGCAAGAAAACGGAACCGCAGCCUCCGGGACGGCGUGCGGGACGCGGAGCAGCGCGGGAGCGCGGCGCUCGGGGACGGGCGGCAGCAGCUCCAGGAGCUGGAGGCCGCGCUGCAGCGGGCCCGGGACGAGCUGGCAUCGCUGCUCCGCGACUACCAGGAGCUGCUCAACGCGAAGCUGGCCCUGGACAUUGAGAUCGCCAUGUACCGCUCACUCCUCGACGAGGAGGAGGCCAGGUAG
Molecule: messenger RNA, 1578 nt
Organism: Columba livia (rock pigeon)
Lineage: Eukaryota; Metazoa; Chordata; Aves; Columbiformes; Columbidae
Product: keratin, type II cytoskeletal 8
Exons: 7
Coding region: 1-1578 (525 amino acids)
Biological process (GO): keratinization; intermediate filament organization
Cellular component (GO): keratin filament
Molecular function (GO): structural constituent of skin epidermis
Source: RefSeq, a predicted model, not a curated record